CGUCUCUCCAAUCUUUGCGACUUGCCACCAUCGUCUUCGUCCUUCGUCGGCACUCUUAUCUACCAUGGCCGAUAUCAACGCGAUUGCAACUCAAUUCACCGACUUUUACUACCAGACGUUCGAUUCAGACCGAUCCAAGCUUGGGUCCCUCUAUCGCGGCAACUCGAUGUUGUCAUUCGAGGGCUCUCAGAUCGCUGGAAUAGAGGGCAUCGCUGACAAGCUCGUGUCCCUGCCGUUUCAGAAAGUGCAACACAAAGUAACGACAUUGGACGCUCAGCCGUCUUCGACCACUGUUGCAAGCCUCCUUGUCAGUGUAACGGGGUUGCUCGUUGUCGAUGACAGCCCGAAUCCCCUUCAAUUCAGCCAGGUCUUCCAACUCUUACCCGAGGGCGGAAGCUACUACGUAUUCAAUGAUAUAUUCCGACUCAACUAUGCGUAAAUCAAUCACCUUGUUUGUUGUAAAUAUGGCAGUGCAGUGAUAAUGAAAGGCGGAGAUUAUGCGGAAUGCAUAGUCGAUAUGUAGUUACAAGUUUUUUUUGCAGUUGUGAAUGGAUGGACAUGAACCGUGCUUGUAGAAAUUUCGCCAGUCGUUGUGCAGUCAUAUCAACUAGUCAUCCCCGACAGGGGGGAUCAGCGACGCGGCCCGAAUCUGUCAAUGGCGAUCAUCUCGUUACGAUGAGCCUCUCUUUCCCAGAGGCUGCUCCACCAUGUCCUCGCGUGCCCACUACUCGCCGCUCCCCCACGAUGAAUGGGGCGUCGAGAAUGAACUUGACGCCGCCUUCGACAAUGACGACGAAACCUUGCCUUUGACCGCAUCCGUUGGAAGCUCACAACCCCCGCAAUUACAGCAUGUGCCUGGCGCCUAUGACUUUGAGCGGGAAUAUGACCUCCCUCCACCUGGCUCACCGCCGCGUCCGUCUUCCGUAGCUCUGCCGAACGACAUAGGCAAUUCCAACGGGCGGCUACCUGGCGCUAUCGCUCGACCAGCCCCUAGGAUAUCCCUGAUACGUAGGGCUGUUGGUGCUCUACUCCCAACGCACUACAGUCGAAUUCCGAGUCAGGAUCCGACGCCGAGGACGGUCGGCGGGGGGAGUGAAAACGAUGGAGUGUUUGCAAACGUCAUGGCCAAACCUUCGCGGUCGCAAGCUGUUCGUGGGGAAGAUGGUCAAGUUUAUAUCGUGCCCGAAGAUGCCCAGAAGGAAGCACCGCCUUCGUAUGCUGCUGCUCAACAGGAGGAAAAUGUGCCUCCGUACUGGGAGACGACAGUCCACGCCCCUUCCAUGGGCGACUUCGGGACAGACAUGAUCAUUGAGGAUUUGCCCACCGGGUCUGCAUGGAUCUUCGCUGCCAACUUACUGAUAUCGUUCUUCUUCCAAUUCGUCGGAUUUAUGUUCACUUUCCUGCUUUCCACCAGCCAUGCUGCCAGAUAUGGCAGUCGGGCUGGCUUGGGAAUCACCCUCAUCCAAUUCGGAUUCUCUUCGCGUUCGGGUAGUUCCGAAGGUGGUUUCGGCGAUGACUCGGACUACCAUCCGAACGCCACCACUGGGAAUUCAACCAGCUGGAACACAACUACCCCGGGUUUGACGCCCCCAGCCGUUCCGGACGCUGGCUCUGAAAUGGAUAUCACUGUGGGGGGAAUCGCUGGUCGAGACUGGUUGUCCUUCCUGCUGAUGACUCUGGGAUGGUUCAUCCUCCUCUCGUCAUUCAUCGGUUACUGGAGAGUCAAGCGCUGGGAGCGUUCGAUUCGGCGCUCGUCGCAACCGCUGACAGUGCAGGACGUCGAGGCUGACGCUGCCACCCGUCGCGACCUUUCGGCUGCGCUCGGGAUAAACGUCGACCCACAGCCAACCAGCCAGGCGAGACCUCGCACUGCAGAAGAACAAGCGGCAGAAGAACAGCUUGAACGCGAUUUACGCGCUGCGGGCUUGUUAUAGCAUCAUUUAUCGCUGUUUGGAUGGCGCCCAUAAUAUUAUAAUCCAGCUGUUGUAUCGUACUGUGCUACGUCGCACUACCGAAGAUCUGGUAGCGCCGGCAAAUGCUAGGGCCGAUUUCGU
Messenger RNA from Mycena citricolor, 2054 nucleotides. The record is from the annotation of a GenBank genome assembly. Lineage: Eukaryota; Fungi; Basidiomycota; Agaricomycetes; Agaricales; Mycenaceae.